Paramacrobiotus metropolitanus is the source of this 3877-nucleotide messenger RNA. RefSeq lists its product as uncharacterized. The coding region runs from base 411 to 2180 and encodes 589 amino acids. NCBI's taxonomy places the organism in Eukaryota, Metazoa, Tardigrada, Eutardigrada, Parachela, Macrobiotidae. The transcript has 4 exons. The record is from RefSeq and is a predicted model, not a curated record.
UGCAGACUUUGCGAUUCUAGAGUCUAGAAUCUAGACUCUUCAGAGUCUGCAAUAUCUCAGCGAACAUCUUCACAUACAAUUAAGUACGGCAAUUUUCUUGCAAGAGUUCUUUAUGUUCAAAAACCGUUGCGAACCUGACACAUGAUACAUGACAGAAUCAACACGACCAUUUCGUCAGUUUUCGUGAUCAAUCAACGUUAUUUCUACAUGAUCGGCGUGAGGUAUCAUUUCCAUGAAGGUGUGUUUAUACUUGCCACAUUCCUUCAUUGACGUAUGAAUGCGCAUCAGGGAAAUGACGGUAAAUAAUAAUAAUAUUGUGGCAGCUGUUGAUAUCAGGAUGCAUGCGCAGCGCUAAUUAACGCCAGCUUGUGAGAACUGGCAUUCCGCAUUGAUUAUUCUGCCAACUUCCAAUGGCCAUGGAGGAAAUUACCUCCUCGUGUCUCGGCAGUCCAGCUAGCGAGUGCCGGCGGGUGGGGCACCGCGUGGCCUGUAAGAACACGGUGAUGGUGCCAGUUAAACUGGCCGACGACGGUAGCGACGUGUGGUGUUUGGGAUUUAUCGAGGACAUGGCUGGCGACGAGAUGUACAUUAACUUCCACUGCACUAGGCUCGCGCCGAGGUGGUUGCCGUCCCACGCGGUCUUCCCCCACGACGUCGUCCACCCACCCCUUCCUACGAGUCAAAAGAGCAGGGACGUGCUGGUUGCUCUGCGCGCCAGCAGAGAGGCGCCGCUGGUGUUUGAGGCGGCGAGUGUGUUGGUGUGGGGCAGCCGUUGUCGGGUGUGUUACGUGGCGACGACGAGCGGCGCUCGUCGGCAUCUGGUUCACCUCGUGCAGCUAGCGGGACGGCUGCCGUCGCAGCCCCUGGCGGGCCGCUGCCGACGGCAGGGACUCUACGCCAAAUAUGUCCUGGCCCUACCCCUAGCUAUGGAUGCAGGAGAUGACACUCCUCUCGGCUACAGCAUCGACGAGAACCGCCUCCACUACGAAGUGAAGCACUCGCGCCACGAUCUGCAGUCUAGGCCGGGCCGCUACCAUUAUGUCGGCGGAUACGAUAACCGAUUCUACUUUCGGGUUCAGAGAGACUCUGUGCGGAUUAUAUGCUGGGAAUACCACGUCUCUUUCUGGACUGCAGAACUGCUGCAGCGCGGCCUCCGCCGACUUCUCGACAGUGGAGCGCUGGCAGAUCGUUUACCGUCGCUAGCGCCCUGGAUUCCAGCCGUGCCACCGGCGAACUUUUCCGACCAAGGAGUGCAAGUCCAGUCCUUACCACUGGAAGUCCUUGCGCAAGUCUUUGAGCUGGCGGAUGCGGUGAGCCAGGCCAAACUAAGAAGAGUGAGUCCAGUAUGGAACGACGUGUUGGUCGGCUGGAAACCGGCACUGGUUAUUGUCGACAUGGGUCUGCGCGUGGAGAGCGUGGACAAGGACAGCGAGAUGUUCCGGCUGGGCCGUUUGUUGCAGUACGCCUUGGGUGGCAGCGUGCGCAGCCUGGUGUGGACCCGCUGGACGCCGGGCUUGCACGUGCACAGCAACAACGAGACCAGUACGGAUUACGAUAUCGCUGUUCUGAGCAAUCUGGUGCGCAUCGCUUGCACCGGCCAGCAACUGCAGCGCAUCCUAAUGCACCGCUGCGUCGUGGAGUACGAGCUGGGCGGGUGGUUCUCUAAGCGAGCGCUGCGCUGCUUGACGCCUCUGUCGGAAGUGUGUGCACAGCUGCUGCUGGUCGACUACGCCAUGAACAACAUGCUGUACGAGUUUGCCAUGGGCGCCCCCGGGGUGUACAUCCCGCGUACUUAUCGCUGGCGGCCGCCCUUUGGCCGCAGCUUGCCGGCGCUGGUGGUCAGCGUGCCCAUUCUGCGGCUGGACUGCUGCCACGGCGUCACUGCCAAUUACAACACCAUGUUGGCGGCCAUCAUGCAGCACCUCCCGCCGUCACCGCCCUUGCCGGACCUGCUGCGCACGGUGACCGCGUUGGGAGCGUACUGGGACUCCGUGGAGCCGGCAGACCGGAGUCGCUUCUGGGAGUCUGUCCGCUACCUGCUGCGCUUCACGGAACCGGUGGACCCCGCUGCUCCUGACUCGCCGCCCUGGGCGGACGUCCAGCUGACGUCGUCGGCAGUGGUGCAGUUCAACAGUAUAACGCUGUUAGUUCUAUCGUCCAUGUGGCAGAUGGUGGACUGAUUCGCGUCCAGCUGUACAGCUGCCUUGCCAGUUCGGCCCACAGCACAGCGAACAUGGGACGUGCCACUCUGCAAUGCAUCGCUGUCAACCCUGCCGGAAGUAUUCCGAAACGAGGAAACCAAUAAAGCCCGUCUCCUUGCACAAUCCAAACCCGAAGCCGGUAUUUGGUUGAAUGCCUUACCUUCAGCACACAUCGGCAACCACCUAGACGGCGACGCCUUGCAGAUAUCGGUCGGGCUGAGGCUGGGCGCAGUAAUUUGUGAGCCACAUUUCAUGCGCGAAAUGCCACAAAUUAGUGGGCAUGGGUUGACCCUGCACGUACUCCGCCGGAAGGGAUGCUCGCAACAGCGGGUUAAUUGAACAGCAUCGUAUGCCGUUCUUUGGUUUCAGGGGGCAUACCAGCGAAACUCGAACCCCGCGGCACAUCCCAUGCUUCCGAUCGUCGCCCGGACGGAUGCACCGCAUUGGCAUGGAAACGCGGAAUGUGCUUAGCAUGGGAUGUGACCUGCGUAGACACUGUCGCUCGGUCUCACAUUAAGCUCACUUCCGCUACCGCGGGUUCCGCCGCUGCCCAUGUUGAAGACAAGAAAACCCGAUUGGACGCGUAUCUCCAAGGCAGAUACAUUUUUGCCCCACUAGUUUUUGAAACUCACGGGCCAUGGGGAAAGUCUGCAUCUGGCAAUCGGGAAGCGGCUACAGCAGCACACAGGCGAACCUUGCAUACUCGAACUUCUGCGCCAACGCCCAUCCAUCGAAAUCCAACGCGGCCUCCGCACUCGAGACCAUGGACGGAAUGGAAAAUUUAAAGGAAAUCUUAUUGUUGUAACGUACUAUGCUUUUGUUUCGAAGUUGAACUGGUGACUGGCUUGUGCUAAUACAAUAGUUCGGCCCAGUUACCAUGCCCUAAGUCAGUGUUUGCCCCUCGUCCGGAGACAUGUGCUGCAGCGCCGUCUGGCACUUCACCUGUUGCUUCCGUUAUCCCAGCCAUACGGCAGCAGACGGUGACCAGUGACCAGUUUUGUCCAGUCCACCGCAGAUGGAUCGCUGCGUUGCACUGCGGCCGACGGUGGACCGGGCGCAUUCGGAUACCUGCGCAGGUCGCCAACCUCGGCAGUCUGCGCCUGCCCCACCCCUUCCGGCCAGCCUGAUGACUGCGCCAAUGCCAGCUCACAUGUGCAUACUGCACUGGCCAACAAGAAGCCCUACCAGUGUGAGCUGGACUAGUCAGCUUUUGGCGUCACAAAUACAACCGAUACGGGGCCGGAUAUCUUCCCGGUAAUAGUAUGAUUUCGUAACAUGCUCCAGCUGUACAUAUGCUGUUUGUAUCGUUCAACAUCCAUGUGCAUUAUUACGCGAUCACAAAUACAUGUAUCAGCACGGAAAUGACGGAAUUCCAAGUCGCCACUGCCAGCCGGCGCAGGGCGCACAUACAUAUACAUACGUAUCGCGUAGAAAUAUUACUGUAGCAAAAAAGGCUAUAAAGCCAGUAAAAAGCAGUGGCUAACUUUUAAACUUUAGGCACUGUCGAAACAUCAUCUGUGGGUUACAACACUUGUGAACGGUUAUUGUAAUUCAGUACGAGUACUUCUACUCAUGCAGGCAAUUCAGUUAAGUUUCAAAUUCAAAAUUCCAAUAUUAUAACAAGAAAUACCAGCACAACCGCCGAUGUACAGACUACAGAUAAGCUCAUGCCACGC